Cryptotermes secundus is the source of this 4607-nucleotide messenger RNA. RefSeq lists its product as uncharacterized. The transcript has 11 exons. The record is from RefSeq and is a predicted model, not a curated record. Gene Ontology annotation, cellular component: nucleus. NCBI's taxonomy places the organism in Eukaryota, Metazoa, Arthropoda, Insecta, Blattodea, Kalotermitidae. Gene Ontology annotation, molecular function: zinc ion binding. Bases 180 to 3083 code for a protein of 967 amino acids.
CCAUAUUCGCAACCACGAGAUACGAGAACGAAACGAAUAUUUGUCAUUGUUAAAGCAGAGGAUUUACAGGUUUAUGGUAUACACUGAAGAGGAAAUGUAUAUAUAAAUUCUUACUACAUAUAAUUUUUGGGUUACAUAGUUUUUGCUGUGGUUCUGUCUUCCCUAAAUUAUAGUCGAAUAUGUCUCUUCAGAAAAUUAAUAAGAAGCCUUUCAAGUCACCAUUCAAUAAUCCAGCAAAGAAUAGUGCAAGCCACCCACAAAAGCAGAUUCCCCUGUGGAAGCAUGAAGACGCGACACAGAAUCAGGUGAAGACUCUUCCUCAGGCUGAAGAAGUGAACCCAAACAUCAAGGGGAACACAGCAAGUAAUUCUAGGAUACUUAAAAAGAAUUUUAAAAAGGGAGAAAAGAAAGAGAAACUUCCCAUAACAUCCCUUACUGAUACAGAAUAUGAUGACAUUUUUUCAUCAGUAAUCAAUAAAGUAAUGGCAGGAGGUAUUCCUUCACCAGUCAUGGAACACAAUGCAGGAAGCAGUGGUGAUGAAGUUGAAAUUGAGAAUAGAGCUGUCAUCCCCAAACCAGAUGAAGCCCAGUCACCUCAUGAAGUAGCGGAAGGUCCAGUGGAAUAUAUUACAACAAAAGUUCAGGCACAGCAACCUUUCUCAAGAAAAGGAAAAAUGGCACCAUUUAUUAAUGCCAAUAAAUGUGUGUCUGAAGCUGCAAGAACCAAAGAUUUAUUUUCAUCCAAGAAAAGGAAUUUUGAGGAUAUGCAGGAAAUAGCUAAGAAGACAAAAGGUCCCACAUCUACCAUGAAACCAAACCUACAAUCCCUGCCAGUGCAUCCCAAGAAACAGCAAACUCUUGAGGUGCAAGAUCAGACAGAUAGAAGCAAUAAAGCAGAGAUGAAACAUGUAUAUGCAUGUCAGAAAUUUAAGACUACCUGUAAAGAUAAUAACAAUGUUCCUGAGAUGACGAAAGUGCAACAGAACCAGUCUACUAAGCCAAAAGACAAUUCUUUGCAGAAGUCAGCUUUUAGUGAACACAAGGAGAAGAUGGUGAAUGAUUCGUCUCAGUUAAGCCAGACCAAUUCUUUACCGAAUCAGAGUGGUAGCCACUCAAAGCCCAGCACCCAGUGUAGUCAUCACUCUCAGGAGUGUGGUAAUGUUUAUAAAAAGAAACACGCCCACAACUGUAGUAAACGUACACAGGAUAGCAAUAUUCAUCAGGAUACUAUCACACAGAAGACUGGUUCCCAGAGUCAGUGCUCUCAGACCGCUCUGAGUCAGCCAGGACCAGAAUUAUCACUGAAGGAGAGGCUGUUAUGGCUUCAGAAGCGGCGUGAUGUGGGAUUAUGGGUUCAAUGUUCCCGUCCAGAUUGUAACAAGUGGCGUUAUUUACACGACAUUCGUGAUCCUGUUGAAAUUCCUCCAGAAUGGUUUUGUCAGAUGAAUUCAGACAAUAAGUUCAACAGCUGUGCUCUUCCUGAAAAACCACCGACACCAUUAGAAGAAGAAGAUUUAAUUCACAAUGUCUACACAGCUGGCUCAAUCGUAUGGGGACGCCUUGCUGGCUUCCCUUGGUGGCCAGCAAUUGUAGAUGAUGACCCUGAUACUGAACAGUACUACUGGCUUAAUGGUUUCUCUGAUAUUCCUACUCAUUAUAACGUUGCAUUCUUUGAUGAAAAAGAAGUGACACGUGCUUGGCUCACACCUGGUGCAAUGAGACCUUUCACAGGCAAUGACAACUCCAAAGAAUUCAAGAAAACAAUAGCACAUGGGAUGGAUUAUGCUAAAAGACUUCAAGUCGCUAGGUUGCAAGCACAGAAAGCCCUGCUUAUGACUACUGCUGAACGUCUGAGGACUUUCGGUUUUCUUGCUCGCUACAAAGGACCAAUUGGUUCCAUCAAGAAGAAGAAGCAGCAGCAGCAAGAUAUAAAAAAACAUGCUGGAAAUGAAGGCACAUAUUCUCAGAACACUAAUGAAUAUGAAAAACUGGAUGCAUACAGAAACCUUCAAGAAGAGGAAGAGAAACAAAAGCCUAAAAGGAAGAGAGUGAAACAAUUCAACAUUAUAAAGCCUUAUGUAAAGAAAAUAAAGGGACAACCAGCGAAUAAUGAAGGAAACAAUGUAUCUGAAGCCACUGAUAACAUUUCUAAAAUUGAAAAUAACAAUGUUCAAGAAAACAAUUCUUCCCACAGACCAAAUCAGACUAGUUUCAAUAGUUCUCUCUAUACUCAGGAACUAAGCAGCCAGGAGAGUGAAAAUUUUAAUAAGGAACCCUUUACUGAUGCUAGAAGCAAAUCAAUGGAAUUUGAAUCAACGAAUGAAACAAGCCAAAAUGCCCCAUCACCAACCAAGGCAGAAAAUGUGUCCUUACCAAAAUGUAUACAGCCUAGUACAAAUAAUGAAAGACAGGAGGCAACAAAUGAAAUGCAAAUACCUCAAGAUUAUGGGAGUGAGACACAGUUUAGAGUUGCUUCCAAGCAAAGUGAAGAUACAAUAAAUUGUUCACAGGAUUUCUUCUUAUCUCAGGUUGGACCCAUUGAACAGAAUAUGUUACAGAAAAAGAAAGUAGGUACUUACAGUGGUACCGCAGAUGUUCAAGGGUUAAACAAAUCGUCCUUAUCUGGCCAAGCUAACUGCAGAAAUGUGAAUGCUCCUUGUGAAAAAAAUAAAGCAAGUGAAAUCACAGUUGACAGCUGCAUGGCUACAUUAGGGGAGACAAGUGGAAUGGGACAAAUAAGAGCAACAAAUUCUCCAAUUAAAGUUGUAGAAGAGGAUACAGCUAACAUGUUAGGAUCUUGUGGAGAUUUUCCUGAUGAUACAGCUAUGACAGAAAUUGACAUUUCAAUACAGUCCAUUCUGCAGCAUGAUAUAAGCAACUUAAGCACAAGUAUUGCUCCCACAGGCUCACAUUCAAACUGUUCUGACAAGGUGCCACUUGUUCCUAACAGUCAGUUUGAAACUCCCUCUACCAAAGAAGGUCAAUUAGUUGAUCAAAAUUGUGAUGCAGUUGUACCAGAGCUGAAUAUUGAUGAUUUUGAUAACAAUUCUUACAAUUCAGUUGAUUUUGAGGUAGAGGAGUAAUUUCAUUAUUAUAAAGGGGUUUGAGUAUUUAAUGCUGUGACUUUAAGUUUUCUGUAAAUCCUGUAAUGUUGUACUCUAAUUUGUGUCCCUAAUAUUGUACUUUAAUUUGUGUUUCAUGACAUCAUUUUCAGUAACUCCUUCAACUAAACUAGUUUAGUUAGACUUUUUUAAACAUUACAUUUUCAUUUGCAUUUCAUGGUAUUACUUUUACUAACUCCUUGAAGCUGAUCAGUUUAUUCAUCAAUAUAAUUAAUUGUUCAGUAAACAGUGUAUUUUAAUUUGUAUUUCAAGACUCCAUUUUUAGCAAUUCCUUGAACUGAAUCAGUUCAGUUAGGGCCGAGCGAAUGUUCAGUAAACAUCAUAUUUUAAUUUGCAUACCAGUGUAUUAUUUUUAGCAUUUCCUUGAAUCAUUUGGGACUAAACGAAUGUCUGAUAAACAUUGCAUUUAAAUUUGUAUUUCAGGGUACUAUUCUUAGUAACUCUUUGAAGUAAAUCACUUUAGUUAAAACUAGUUAAGGGUUCACAAAAUAUUGCAUUUUAAUUAAUAUUUCAGGAUACUCAUUUUAGUAACUCUUCGAUGUAAAUCAGUUUAAUUGAGACUAAUUAAGAGUUCAGUAAACAUAUAAUAAUAAUUUGUAUUGAGGGUACUGUUUUUAAGAGUUCCUUGAAGUAAGUCAGUUUAGUCAGGACUAAUUAAAUGUCCAGUAAAUAACAUAUUUUAAUUUGCACUUCAAGGUCAUGUUUUUUGUCAUUCUCUGAAGUGAAUCAGUUUUGUUAGGGCUAAGUGAGUGUUCAUUAAAUAUCACAUUUCAAUUUGCAUGUCAGGAUAUUCUUUUUAGCAAUUCCUUGACACGAAUCUGUUACGAUUAAUUGAGUGUCUAUUAAAUGUUGUAUUUUAAUUUGUAUUUCUGGACACUCAUUUCAGCAACUCUGUAAAGUAAAUAAUUACUUACUUAUUAAGUGUUUAGUAAACUCUUGUCUUUAAUUUGUAUUGCUGGAUAUUAUUUUUAAUAAUUCCUUGAAGAAACUCAAUAUAAAGCAGCUGGGUCUAGUUACGUGAUCAAUGGAAUAUCCAGAUAUUAUUCUUAACAUUUCAGUGUUAGUUUCCAUUUCAUAUGAGUAUAAGUCUUCAGAAGUGGGUUCUGUUUGUAAUUCAUCCAGUGAGAGUUUGGUUAUAUACCACAAAAUUAAUACAUUUUUAUUUGUGUUACAACAUAAGAGGUCAGUAUUAAAUGCUGAUUACAUUAGUAAUUUUUCAGUAAUAUCUUAAAUAAUAUUUUGUUAUUUAAUACUCUGUUUUGUAUGUUUCUUGUUGAAUAUAAGCUAUGAUAUCAGUUCUUUAGUGUCUCAAAAAUUAAAGGAUCCUAUAAAAGUUAUAGGAAAGCACAUGUAGGUUUACAGAUGAGUAUUAGUUGUUGUUUGCAAUGUUCUUCUGCAAAAGUUGUAUUUUAUAAAUGAAGCAGUACACACAUUCAAGUAGCAUAAUUAAUUUUGUGUGAUAUCUCAAUAAAGAAAAAUAACAUA